Molecule: messenger RNA, 1167 nt
Organism: Linnemannia hyalina
Lineage: Eukaryota; Fungi; Mortierellomycota; Mortierellomycetes; Mortierellales; Mortierellaceae
Source: the annotation of a GenBank genome assembly
AUGGAAGUUCCCACAAUCCACCAGAAGUGGGUAGAGGAAACCUCUGACCACACUAUCGAGGGGUUCGCGACCAAGUUUUUGUACACCGAUCCACAAAUUGCGUACCUUGAUUUCAAGGCGGCCGUCGAAAAGUCGCGACUGAAGGCCCAAUCGAAGACUUCGAAUGAAGCGUUGACGGGAGAUGAGGGUGACGCGUCAAUCUCGUCAAUCCCCCUACAAAAAAACCGGAGCGCUCGCUACCAAAUCCGAUCAACCUCAAAGAAGACGAGAGGCGGCGAUGAAGCAGGCGGCGAUGAAGCAAGCGAUGGCGAAAGCGACAGUGAAGUAUUAGAAGAUGAGGCAGGUGUCCAGGAUGAAGAAAGCCACUGGAACGUUAUUCGAGAACUCCGCGAGGCGGAGAAGGACACCGAACCUGGAUUUUAUCCACUCUUUCGGGCACUCUACCAUGCGAUUAAGUCGUACCAAGUGUUUGUGGACGUGAACGACGAUGUGGAAGAGGCGCGACUAGAUGAUCUGAAGCACCAGCUCAGAAUAGACAUGGCUCACUUCGAGGAGGGAUCAACAAAGAUGGUGGUUGCCGAGAUAUUGAUGAUCCUCGUGAAGCGGUGUGUUUCGGACAAAUUCGGUCGUUCCAAGAGAACAGAGUCAUUCACACUCUUUGUUUGUGGGGAAACGAUCCUCAGAGAGGCCCAGAGAGAUCAAGUUGCUGUUCGUGUUGUUGUAGGCUCGAAGGCCGCGAUUGGUCGAGCUGGCGUAUCUGGCCGCAAGCUUGAUUUCAGAUUGAUCGCCACCAUCAAGACGGGUCAGCGCUUUGAGCCGUUUACCUUGAGUAACGAUGAGCACAGAGGCCUUGGAUCGUCGGGGUUGGCAGCAGACAUCCAAAGGAAGAAAAAUAUGCGCCUCAAUAAGAGCAUUGUCAUGAACGGAAAAAGACUCGAGGGGACCUGGAACAUUAUGUGUCCAUUCAAAGAUGUGAUGCUAUGUUGCGAAACGGAAGAACCUCCAUUGCGCCUCCCAUCAAAUGAGUUCGAGUUGGGCGGUUUUUUACUUGAGGAUGGUAUGGAGCGCCUCUUGGCAUACAGGUUCCCAGUGCCUCUGUCCACACCCACGCUCAAGCUCCUUUACAGUCGGAACUCAGUACCCCUGUCCACGCCCAACAUCCCUUGA